UUGUGUGUGUGUGUGUAUAAAAAGAAAAUUUUUGUAAAGCGUCGUACAAAAUGGUUGCAUAUUAUGAUGAUUCAGAUGGUGUUGAGCAGCCCAAAACGUUGACAUAUUGGGUUCGAAAUUUUCGCAUGAAGCGCAUGCAAAUGCGUCGCAAAUUGCGGGGCUCUGGAAGCCUGCGCGUUAACGCCAUUUUGUCAACGGCGCUUUUCCAAGCUGAGCAUGAACUGCGCAGGAAACAGCAAGAACGAUUCAGUCGUUGGCUCGACGUCCAAACGAAAUUAAUUCCACACAGCAAUACGCACGAAAGCAACUUCGACGAAAAAUUUCAUCAUGCCUGUGACGUCGAUGUGGAGAAAGAGACGGCCGAAUGCGAACGACGCAAUAUUGAAAAUAGCUUGUGGAGAAGCGAGCUAAGUGGCCUCGACAGAUUUUUGAGCAGUUUAAGCAGCAGCAGCAGCAAUAAAAACAACAAUAACAUAAGCCAGUGCGCCAUUGCUGUGAACAGUUAGUUAAAAAGAGACAACCCUAUAGCACUUGGGUAUUGGAGAAGUGUGUUUAAGCUUAAAAUGUCGUGAACAACUUGUUUUUCAUUUCUUUGAUUUGAUAAUUUGUUAAAUUAGUUUUAUUACGAAAGAAAUUUCUCAU
Drosophila novamexicana is the source of this 642-nucleotide messenger RNA. RefSeq lists its product as uncharacterized. Bases 51 to 506 code for a protein of 151 amino acids. Lineage: Eukaryota; Metazoa; Arthropoda; Insecta; Diptera; Drosophilidae. The record is from RefSeq and is a predicted model, not a curated record. The transcript has a single exon.